Molecule: messenger RNA, 1734 nt
Organism: Triplophysa dalaica
Lineage: Eukaryota; Metazoa; Chordata; Actinopteri; Cypriniformes; Nemacheilidae
Gene: slc15a5
Product: solute carrier family 15 member 5
Exons: 9
Coding region: 1-1734 (577 amino acids)
Biological process (GO): transmembrane transport
Cellular component (GO): membrane
Molecular function (GO): transmembrane transporter activity
Source: RefSeq, a predicted model, not a curated record
AUGCCACCCGUAAGUGCAUUUGAUCGACGUGAUGGCCACCUCCAUCAGGGGGUCUUUGAAUCUUCACAUCCCAAUGGGACGGUCACCAUGCCUCGCAAGGAACGUAAAAAGCUGCAAGCGAUUGUUUGUGUUCUGUUCGUGGAGCUGUUCGAGAGGUUUACCUUUUUUGGGAUUGUUUGCAACAUGAUCCUUUUCUGCACCAUCAAGUUGGGAUACAGCAAUUAUCAAGCGGCCAUGGUGAACACAUGUUUUGUCGGGGCCAGCGUUCUCACGCCUGUUCUUUUGGGAUGGUUCGCAGAGACGUGCUUCGGGAGGACAAGGGUUCUGGGCUUUUGUGCUCUUCUUCAUUUCUUCGGUACUGCCAUGCUUCCAGUCGUCGCCUUCCCUUUUGAGGAUUUCUAUAUUAACACACAUAAUAUUGUGCAUCAGAUAGAGCCGCACGAGCAACACAUCCUCUUCUACACAGGACUUGUUGCCGUGGCUCUUGGCAUUGGUGGCAUCCGUGCCAUCCUCUGCCCAAUGGCAGCCUAUCACCUUCAAGGAUGUGAUCGACACCAACUGUCGUCAUUCUUCAACUGGUUUUACUGGCUGGUCAAUCUGAAUUCAAUGGUUGUAAUUUUAGGGAUCGCCUACAUUCAGCAGUCAGUGGCCAAAAACUUGUGUUUUCUCAUCCCUUUCACCUCAGUUCUUCUGGCCCUCAUCGCCAUACAUAUGGUGCGCAACAAGCUCACAUUCCACCCCAAAAAAGGAAGUUCCCUGCUAACCACGUUCGGUGUGUUCCUGAAUUCUCUGAAAAUGUGUUGCCUCCAUUACCGCCACUUAAGCGGCGACGUUGCUAACUGGCUAGACCGGGCCAAAGAAAUCAACGGUGGCUGUUAUAGUGAGACCAAUGUGGAAAAUGUUAAGAUCCUGGUGAAACUUUUUCCUCUCUUCGGACUUCAGGUUUUAUAUCGCGCUUGCAUUACUCAGAUUCCAUCGGGCUAUUAUCUACAGACGAUGCAUUCAAACCUCAAACUCAAUGGUUUUAUCUGGCCAGUAGCAGUGAUGAAGGUUAUCAGUAUACUGCCUGUGUUUAUCUUGGCACCACUGCUGGAACUUCUGAACACUUGCUACCAAUCUCCCAAAAAAAAAAUCUUUCCCUCUCCAGCCACAUUUAUCACUAUGGGCCAUGCUUGUGCCGCUCUUUCGGCAUUACUGGCUGGAAUCUCAGAGAUCCAUAGAAAGGAUUACCCACAGGUGGAGCAGACAUUGUCAGGCACGGUCCUUCAGGUGUCCUCCAUGAGAUGUUUUCAGCUGACUCCUCAGUACAUUUUACUGGGUGUGGCAGAGGCCUUUGUAACACCAGCAUGCUCCUUCAUCGCCUUCUGUCUGACUCCCAGCAACCUCAGAGGCGUCUCGCUGCAUUUCCUGACCCUGUCAUAUGGAGGUGGCUGCUUUCUUGGCGCUUUCCUUAUUCAAUUCCUUUAUUUUGUGUCAGGAGGAAACUUUUAUCCGAAUAACCCCAGCGCUGGCAAUAUGGAGAGGUUUUUCUUUACACUGGCUACGUUAAUGGCUAUAAACACACUUGUGUUUUGGAGAAUAUCACAGAGGUACACAGAUUUGAGUGUGGAGUUGAGCAGUGGAGCAAGACAAAGUCAUCUGUCUGAGAAACUUCUUCAGUAUAAGACCUAUCUUCGCUUCUAUGACACAGUGGAACGCUCUGAAACUUUAACCUCCAUGGAAACUGUCUCGUGA